AUUUGAGCAGGGGCGGCACGCGGCAGUAAAUGAUGUCAACCCCGUGUAACUAUGAUAUAAGAGAAGAGCUGCUGCCUCCCUUGUUUCUCUAUUGUGAGAGCGAAACAGAGGCAGAUAAAGAGAGGACAGCACCGGAGCUGGGGGGUAAGCACCGAUAGUGGACCAACUGGCGGGAAAGAAGCGACCCAGACAUGGGCAAGAAAGACGAGAUAGCUGUGGCCAAAGUCAAUAUUGAGCAAAACGGAGACAUUGGAGAGGAAAAAGGGGGAGAAAGAGCCAAAGAUGGCGAUUGGCGCCAUAGCUCUGUUCAGGUUUGCUGAUGGUUGGGACAGGUUGAUGAUUGUGCCGGGGACCAUUAUGGCUAUGGUUAAUGGAACGGUCCUCCCUCUCAUGUGUAUCGUCUUUGGGGACAUGACUGACAGCUUCAUAGGAGACUCCAUACAGACACAGAAUAACUUCACCAACAUCACGUUCCCUGUAUCCAACACCACUCUGGGAGAAGAGAUGACAGGGCGAGGCUAAGACUCAAUGAUAUUUCAGUUUACCAAGAAGGGAGUAGUUCCUGAUCUUUGACCGGAUCUAUUUCAGAGGCUCCGUAUCCAUCCUCUAAAGCUCUGUCAGAUUGGAUGGGGAGCAUUGCUGCACAGCUCUUUUCAGGUCUCUCCAGAGACGUUUGAUCGGGUUCAAGUCCGGGCUCUGGCUGGGACACUCAAGGACAUUCAGAGACUUGUCCCGAAGCCACUCCUGCGUUGUCUAGGCUUUGUGCUUAAAGUCAUUGUCCUGUUGGAAGGGGAAUCUUCACCCCAGUCUGAGGUCCUGAGCACUCUGGAGCAGGUUUUCAUCAAGGAUCUCUCUGUAAUUUGCUCCGUCAUCUUUGCCUCAAUCCUGAUUAGUCUCCCAGUCCCUGCUGCUGAUAAACAUCCCCAUAGCAUGAUGCUGCCACCACCAUGCUUUACCGUAGGGAUGGUGCCAGGUUUCGUCCAGACGUGAAGCUUGGCAUUCAGGCCAAAUAGUUCAAUCUUGGUUACAUCAAAUCACAUUUAAUUUGUCACAUACGUUGAAUAUGUACAUGUAGGUAGAGUUAUUAAAGUGACUAUGCAUAGAUAAUAACAGAGAGUAGCUGCAGCGUAGAGUGAGGGGAGGGGGUAAUGCAAAUGGUCUGGGUAGCCAUCUGAUUAGCUGUUCAGGAGUCUUAUGGCUUGGUGGUAGCAGCUGUUUCGAAGCCUCUUGGACCUAGACUUGGCGCUCCAGUACCGCUUGCCGUGCAGUAGCAGAGAGAACAGUCUAUGACUAGGGUGGCUGGAGUCUUUGACCAUUUUUAGGGCCUUCCUCUGACACCGCCUGGUGUAGACCGGGACUUACGAAAGCUAUCUUUUUCAAACAGAAAUUUGCAUCCUGUAGCACUAAUUCCAAAACGUUUUGGGACACUGUAAAGUCCUUGGAGAAUAAGAGCACCACUGAGGCUAGAAAACACUGUCACCACCGAUAAAUCUACAAUAAUCGAUCAUUUCAAUAAGCAUUUUUCCAUGGCUGGCUAUGCUUUCCAACCGGCUACCCCUACCCUGGCCAACAGCUCGGCACUCCCUGCAGAAACUUGCCCAAUCCCCCCCCUUGCUUUUCCUUCACCCAAAUCCAGAGAACUGAUGUUCUGAAAGAGCUGCAAAAUCUGGAUCCCUACAAAUUAGCUGGGCUAGACAAUCUGGACCCUCUCUUUCUAAAAUUAUCUGCAGAAAUUGUUGCAACCACUAUUACUAGCCUGUUCACCCUCUCUUUUGUAUCGUCUGAGAUCCCCAAAGAUUGGAAAGCUGCCACUGUCAUCCCCCUCUUCAAAGGGGGGAGACACUCUAGACCCAAACUGUUAUAAACCUAUAUCUAUCCUGCACUGCCUUUCUAAAAUCUACGAAAGCCAAGUUAACAAACAGAUCACCGACCAUUUUGAAUCCCACCGUACUAUUUCCACUAUGCAAUCUGGUUUCCAAGCUGGUCAUGGGUGCACCUCAGCCACGCCCAAGGUCCUAAACGAUAUCAUAACUGCCAUCGAUAAAAGACAGCCGUCUUUCGACCUGGCCAAGACUUUCGACUCUGUCAAUCAUCGCAUUCUUUAUCGGCAGACUUGCUUCUCAGAUAGAGUUCAGUGUGUCAAAUCGGAGGGCCUGUUGUCCGGACCUCUGGCAGUCUCUAUGGUGGUGACACAGGGUUCAAUUCUCGGGCCGACUCUUUUCUCUGUAUAUAUCAAUGAUGUCGCUCUUGCUGCUGGUGAUUUUCUGAUCCACCUCUAUGCAGACUAUACCAUUCUGUAUACAUCUGGCACUUCUUUGGAAACUGUGUUAACAAACCUCCGAACGAGCUUAAAUGCCAUAAAACACCCCUUCCGAGGCCUCCAACUGCUUUUAAAUGCUAGUAAAACUAAAUGCAUGCUCUUCAACCGAUUGCUGCCCGCACCCACCCGCCCGACUAACAUCACUGCUCUGGACGGUUCUGACUUAGAAUAUGUGGACAACUACAAAUACCUAGGUGUCUGGUUAGACUGUAAACUCCCCUUCCAGACUCAUAUUAAGCAUCUCCAAUCCAAAAUUAAAUCUAGAAUCUGCUUCAUAUUUCACAAAAAAAAAACUCCUUCACUCAUGUUGCCAAACAUACCCGAGUAAAACUGACUAUCCCACCGAUUCUUGACUUCGGCGAUGUCAUUUACAAAAUAGCUUCCAACACUCUACUCAGCAAACUGGAUGUAGUCUAUCACAGAGCCAUCAGUUUUGUCACCAAAGCCCCAAAUACUACCCACCACUGCAACCUGUAUGCUGUCGUUGGCUGGCCCUCGCUACAUAUUCGUCGCCAAACCCACUGGCUCCAGGUCAUCUAUAAGUCUAUGCUAGGUAAAGCCCUGCCUUAUCUCAGCUCACUGGUCACCAUAGCAACACCCACCCGUAGCAGGUAUAUUUCACUGGUCACCUCCAAAGCCAACACUUCCUUUGGCCACCUUUCCUUCCAGUUCUCUGCUGCCAAUGACUGGAACGAAUUGCAAAAAUCACUGAAGCUGGAGACUUAUAUCUCCCUCUCUAACUUUAAGCAUUAGCUGUCAGAGCAGCUUACCGAUCGAUCACUGUACCUGUACAUAGCCAAUCUGUAAAUAGCACACCCAAGUACCUCAUCCCCAUAUUGUUAUUUAUCUUCUUGCUCUUUUGCACCCCAGUAUCUCUACUUGCACAUCAUCAUCUGCACAUUUAUCACUCGUGUUAAUGCUAAAUUGUAAUUAUUUCGCCUCUAUGGCCUAUUUAUUCCCUUACCUCCCUAAUCUUCUACAUUUGCACACACUGUACAUAUAUUUUUCUAUUGUGUUAUUGACUGUAUGUUUGUUUAUGCGUAACUCUGUGUUGUUUUGAUUGCACUGCUUUGCUUUAUAUUGGCCAGGUCGCAGUUGUAAAUGAGAACUUGUUCUCAACUGGCCUACCUGGUUAAAUAAAGGUGAAGUAAAAUAGGUCCUGGAUGGCAGGAAGCUUGGCCCCGGUGAUGUACUGGGCCGUACGCACUACCCUCUACAGGGCCUUGCGGUCGGAGGCCGAGCAGUUGCCAUGCAAGGCCGUGAUGCAGACCAGAGAAUCUUGUUUCUCAUGGUCUGAGAGUCUUUAGGUGCCUUUUGGCAAACUGCAAGUGGGCUGUCAUGUGCCUUUUACUGAGGAGUGGCUUCCGUCUGGCCACACUACCAUAAAGGCUUGAUUGGUGGAGUGCUGCAGAGAUGGCUGUCCUUCUGGAAGGUUCUUCCAUCUCCACAGAGGAAUUCUAGAGCUCUGUCAGAGUGACCACCUCCCUGACCAAGGCCUUUCUCCCCCAAUUGCUCAGUUUGGCCAGGUGGCCCGCUCGAGGAAGAGUCUUGGUGGGUCCAAACUUCUUCCAUUUAAGAAUGAUCUCUUGGCCACCAUCUUCUUGAGGACCUUCAAUGCUGCAGAAAUGUUUUGGUACCCUUCCCCAGAUCUAUGCCUCAACAAAAUCCUGUCUCGGAGCUCUACGGACAAUUCCUUCGACCUCAUGGCUUGGUUUUUCCUCUGACAUGCACUGUCAACUGUGGGACCUUAUAUAGACAGGUGUGUGCCUUUCCAAAUCAUGUCCAGUCAAUUGAAUUUACCACAAGUGGACUCCAAUCAAGUUGUAGAAACAUCUCAAGGAUGAUCAAUGGAAACAGGAUGCACCUGAGUUUAAUUUUGAGUCUCAUAGCAAAGGAUCUGAAUACUUAUGUAAAUAAGGUAUUUCUUUUUUUGUUUUGUUUUUUUAUACAUUUGCAAUAAUAAAAAAUAAAAAACGUUUUAGCUUAGUCA
This is a messenger RNA of Oncorhynchus masou masou (cherry salmon), 4310 nucleotides long. Its product is annotated as ATP-dependent translocase ABCB1-like. Gene Ontology annotation, cellular component: membrane. Gene Ontology annotation, molecular function: ATP binding. The coding region runs from base 283 to 522 and encodes 79 amino acids. The record is from RefSeq and is a predicted model, not a curated record. The transcript is spliced from 6 exons. NCBI's taxonomy places the organism in Eukaryota, Metazoa, Chordata, Actinopteri, Salmoniformes, Salmonidae.